GCAAAACGAAGUGUUGAAACCUUGAAAACAAACCCCCCAAAACCUCUGAGACUGAGACUCUGAGAGACUGAGAGACUGAGACAACCACCAUGUCAAAUCGCCAAGACGACCUCGAUCUCCUUCUCUCUCUUCAAGACCGAGUUUUGGAAACCCCUCCUGGUUCUCCCAUUCCCUCCACUCUUCGCUCUCGUUCACCUGGGUACCUUUCGGAUGAGGAAUCUCCAAGGAGAAGAGAGAAGGCGGACAUGUCCGUCUUUAAGGAUGCUGUUCAGGACUGCCUCGAUUACGAGCCCAACCCAGUAAUUGAAAAGGCUGCAAAACCCAACCGGCACAGGGCCCCCAGUGAUCCUGAGGUUGAGAGGUUUUCGGGUUUGCGAAUAAGGAAUCAGUUGGUAACUCCUGCAGAGCUCAGCGAGCGGUUUUCGGACAUUCGUUUCGUUCGAUUAUCGGCUAUAAAGAAUUUGUUGGUUGGGGAUACUCUUUCUGGCUGUUGGGCAACUGUUGGAGUGGUGACUGAGAAGGGAGUUCCAAGGACAAGUUCUAAUGGAAAGAGCUAUUGUAUUUGGAAAAUUGGUUGCUUAGAUGAAACUACUAUAUCUGUAUUCUUGUUUGGUGAUGCUUAUCAGAAGAACUGCAAAGAGCAGGCUGGAACCGUAUUUACAUUGUUUAAUUGCAAUGUGCGCAAAGACGCUGUGGGUUCAGGUUUUUCUUUGAGUGUGUACGCACCUAAUCAACUACUAAAGAUGGGUACUUCAAUCGACUAUGGUGUUUGCAAGGGAAAAAGGAAGGAUGGCAUGGUCUGUACAGCAGUUAUAAACAAGCGCCGUGGGACAUAUUGCAAAUAUCAUAAAUCAAAAGAAUCACAGAGAUAUUCCACAAUGCGAACUGAGCUCAAGGGAGGGAACAUAAGAACAGCAUUUAGGGAUCCUUUAAUGUCGGAAGGGAUUUAUUUGGUUGAUCCUCUGGCCGACAAAACAAAUUUAAAGAAGCCCAAGCAGCCAAUUAAAUUAUUGUCUGUCGAAGGACUCAAAAAAGCAUUAAGUAAUGCAGGCAAAGUGACAACAAAUACACACUCACAAGGAAUAAGAUUUCUUACUGAGAUUACAGGGAAAACUUGUCCAAAUUAUACAAAUAAGGAGCCAACAACACAAAACCGACAAAGCACUAAUUUAGAGAAGAGGAAACCACCUAGUGUGAACAUUGAUUCAUCUGCCGCAAUCAGAAACCAACAACUGAACGGAAAAAGAACCAAAACCGAAAAGAAGCAACCUUUGGUUGACAAAACCAAGCAAGGGACAGGAAAGAUGAUUGAAUUAGAUUUUGUUAGUUCGGAUGAAGAGCUCUAAGGCUGUUAUGCACUAGACGUAUUUGUCUUGGCGAAAAUGUGGUCGAACUUCCAUUUUAAGCAGUGCAUAAAUACAGUUGACAUUUGUUCUUUUACGGAUGAGAACUAUAGCUCCUACAUGAUGCUGUGGAAAUUGUCCAUCGGUAUCUACCAACUUCACUCCUCUUGCUUAAAGUUUCAAGGACUAAAUUUAGUGAGCCAGAAUUUCUGUUCUCGGGUCUGAUUCUGGUUGUUCUUCUAACAUAAAUGAAAAAGUGUAAAGAAUAUGCAUACCAACAAUCAUUCAAGUUUUGAAAUUGUCUAUGUGACGUUGAAGUUUGUACUAAUUCGAUGUUAGAAUUGAAAAUGUUUUUACAUUGUGCUGUAAACUGGCAUUCUUAAUUUAUGAGGCUAAAGUACGGUAUUAUUCUUUCAGAGAAUAAUUACAAAAAUCAUUUCGAAAUGUUUGUCGGUUUUUCUGACUUCUUCUGAGUGUGUGAUAUCUAUUUUUUUAAUACUAUGUUGUUCGAUAGACGUUUUUCGUUA
Messenger RNA from Ziziphus jujuba (common jujube), 1870 nucleotides. RefSeq lists its product as uncharacterized. NCBI's taxonomy places the organism in Eukaryota, Viridiplantae, Streptophyta, Magnoliopsida, Rosales, Rhamnaceae. The transcript has 11 exons. The record is from RefSeq and is a predicted model, not a curated record. Gene Ontology annotation, molecular function: DNA replication origin binding; single-stranded DNA binding. Gene Ontology annotation, biological process: DNA replication initiation; DNA replication. Gene Ontology annotation, cellular component: replication fork protection complex; nucleus. The coding region runs from base 90 to 1346 and encodes 418 amino acids.